Molecule: messenger RNA, 1188 nt
Organism: Leopardus geoffroyi (Geoffroy's cat)
Lineage: Eukaryota; Metazoa; Chordata; Mammalia; Carnivora; Felidae
Gene: TCEAL8
Product: transcription elongation factor A like 8
Exons: 3
Coding region: 247-600 (117 amino acids)
Source: RefSeq, a predicted model, not a curated record
CUGGAGCUCAUUGAUGACGCGACCCUCACGUGACCAGGAGUCGACGUGUGCAGAAGUCCUUAUAGUCCAGGGCCUGUUUCCCUGUAGCUGCUACGUAUUGCUGGAGAAGGAGAAAAGUGCCCCGGAUCCUUUCAGGACUCUUGGUCUUUGGACGCGACACAGAUCGAGUGAGGGAAGAGGCAGGAAAAUCCCCUGGAUCCCUGCAGAAUUAAUUUAUUCAAAAGAAAUAACAGAAAAAUACUCAACAUGCAAAAGUCUUGUGAAGAAAAUGAAGGAAAACCACAGAACAUGCCAAAGGCAGAGGCAGGCCGCCCUUCAGAAGCUGUACCACAGGAGGCAGAAGGAAAUCCUCAACCUUCCGAAGAAGGUGUAAGCCAGGAAGCAGAAGGAAAUCUUAGAGGAGGGCUGACCCAACCUGGCCAGGGGUUUAAAGAGGACACUCCUGUGAGGCAUUUGGACCCUGAAGAAAUGAUAAGAGGAGUAGAUGAGUUGGAAAGGCUUAGGGAAGAGAUAAGAAGAGUAAGAAACAAGUUUGUGAUGAUGCAUUGGAAGCAAAGACAUUCACGCAGCCGCCCUUAUCCUGUGUGCUUUAGGCCUUGAAUUUUUUUGUCUGAUAUUAAAUCUGGCCCCUGCUUUCUUUCUGUUAGCGUUUUCUGAUGUAUCUUUGACUUUCGUUUUAUUUUAAUCAUCUGGUGGAAUUUUUUUUAGGUAGUUCCCUUGUUACCAGCAUCUCACUGGAUUUUGUAUUUUGACCCAUUCUCCAGGUCUGUUUUUCAAUUGGAAAGUUUCACACAUAUGCAUGAAAAUAUAUUCAUUCUAUAUUGUAAAGUAAAACAUAACCGGUUACAAAGCAGUAUAUUUAGUAUCAGCUCACAUAUGUAGGAUUAAAUCCCAAAUUGUGUGUGUGCGUGCGUGUGUAUACAUACAUACAUAUAUCAAAAAAUUAACUGCUUAUUUCUGUGUAGCGUGAGCUUUUUUCUUUUUGCUUAUAUGUAUUUUUUCAUGAACACGUGUCACACACACAAAAAGAAUAAAAGUUUUAUAAGUAAGAGUCAAAUAAUUUGCAACCAGCUUAUAAGGGCAAUGGGGGCACCUAAAUUCUUGAUGGAAUAACUAAAAGAAAUAUGUAAACCUCAAACUACCUCUGGAUCUCUUAGCCAGAGGAAUAAAACUGGCAAUUAUUGCAGA